Klebsormidium nitens is the source of this 2656-nucleotide messenger RNA. NCBI's taxonomy places the organism in Eukaryota, Viridiplantae, Streptophyta, Klebsormidiophyceae, Klebsormidiales, Klebsormidiaceae. The record is from the annotation of a GenBank genome assembly.
CAGAAAAUAACCCACAGGAUAUAAGCAUAUGCAGUGCAGACGAUUCAUGUUGAAGGCGGCUUCCUCAAAGGCACUCAGCAAGUUUCCAAGCUUUGGAAUUGCUACCUACCUACAUGCAGGGAAUGUGGCUGCUCUGGUUACAGCUGUUCUUCUCUGUUCUGCGGUUCAAUACUUCCAGUUGCAGCACUAGCUCUCGUCAACGAGGGCACCAACCGCAGUGACACCUUCCUUCUUCUCUCCGAAUGUAGCACAUAAUUUUCUUCACUCGUGCACAUACGUGAGUCGCGUCUGGAGGAUGCUGUGCGCCUCCCUUUCUCAGAUACACUGUUCCAAAGCCAUAGCAUUGCUUUAGGUCCUCAUGCAGAGACAGUAACAAGUCGCAGGCUGCUGGAGCAGCUCUUGGAGCAACAGCUUGGUUGACACAAGUAUUGCGAUUAAUUGAUAAAUCAGUCGGAACGAGUUUAAGGGGCUAAGAAUUUCAAGCAGCGAUCUUAUCAGGAGGAGGUACCACAAUCUCUGUAUACACUCGAAAACCAAGGCAGGACCUCAGCCACCCUGUCCCUUGACUUGAGGUAAGCAUUAUUAGGGCAAUUAUGGAUCCAAAAUAUGGGGAAGGGGCUUACGGCGUCGACCGGGCGACACUCUACAAGCAGGGUUUUGUGGAGCAUAUCAAAGGGCUCGCUCACACCCCCAGUCGCCUCCAUGAGCGGCUGUUUGCUCGGAGGACUAUUGAGAGCCAGCUGUCACAUGAUAAGGCGGAGUCGGGGGUGGAGAUGGUCCGUAAGCUAUGGUGGCUGGACAUGAUCAUCUUUGGAGUGGGCAGUAUGGUCGGCGCUGGCGUGUUUGUCAUCACGGGUGUCGCGGCCAACGGUCUCUCGGGGCCCAGUGUCAUUCUUUCCUACAUUGUUUCAGGUAUCGCGGCCCUGCUGUCGGCCCUCUGCUACACGGAGUUUGCCGUGCAGCUCCCCGUGGGGGGCGGCGCCUUUGCUUACGUCGCGCUGACGUUCGGCGAGUUCCCCGCUUACAUCACCGCGUCGAUGCUGCUCAUGGAGUACGUCUUAUCGGCCGCCGCCGUCGCGCGGUCGUUUACGUCAUACCUUGCGGCGUUGUGCAACCAGGACAGCGGGAAGUUUCUCAUCCACACGCCGGAUUACGACCUCGAUUUCAUCGCCGUGGGAAUAAUCAUACUGCUUUCGGUGUUACUCUGUUGGAGCACGAAGGAGAGUUCGAGUUUCAACCUGGCGGUAACGGCGGUGCACCUUACGAUCAUGAUAUUCAUCAUCAUCGCCGGGUUUGCAAAGGGCGACGGCGACAAUUUGAAGCCGUUUGCGCCGUUCGGGGUGCGAGGCGUUUUCAACGCCGCAACGCAGGUCUUCUUCUCGUACAUCGGAUUCGACGCCGUUGCUACGAUGGCCGAGGAAGUGAUCCGCCCCGAGCGCGAUCUGCCCAUCGGAAUCGUGGGCUCGGUCCUCUUUACCACCCUGCUCUACGUCGGCAUGGCCCUCGCUCUAGUUCUCCUCCAGCGCUAUGACAUGAUCGACCCCGACGCGCCGUACGCGGCCGCGUUCCAGGCGAUCGGGUGGAGCUGGGCCAAGUACAUCGUCGCACUGGCCGCGCUUUUUGGAAUCAUCACAGUGCUUAUGGUUAAUCUGCUGGGGCAAGCGCGGAUCCUGCUCGUCGUCUGCCGCUCCCACCUACUGCCUUCUAUCUUCGCGAAAAUCAACCCCAGAACACAAACCCCCGUCAACUCAACCAUUAUCCUGGGGAUCUUAUGCGCGGCCAUCGGUUUCGUAACCGACUUCGCAACCCUGGCCAACAUGGUGUCAAUUGGCACCUUGUUCGUCUUCUUCGUCGUGGCCGCGUCGCUCAUCUUCCGGAGGACCUAUGCGCCGGGUGUGAAUAAGCCCUGGCUGCCGCUUAUCCACAUUGUCAUCAUCGCACUUUUCGCCAUCGGCAUGUCGACAUACUACCGGGUUGAGACCAAGAAUUGGUACGGCAUCGCCGCGUUCGCGGCCGCGUGGGCGGUCACCACCCUCUCUCUGCACAUCACGUGCCCAACCGUGUACCGCGCGGAGCGCUGGUCCGCACCGCUCAUGCCAUGGCUCGCUUCCGCGUCUAUGCUUUUGAAUGCCUUCCUACUUGGCACUCUUGACUACAAAUCGUACAUCCGGUUUGGAGUCUGGGCCGGAAUCGCGACUUUCAUCUACAUCGUUUACGGAGUCCACGCCUCGUGGCGCCACGCUCAACAUCUGAAAACCGUCGAGACGCAAGGCCGGCACGACCAGGAGCUCAAGUACAUUGCGGAGCACCGAGGGGAAACCUAGCGGGUCUCGUGGGCGGGCGAGGGCAAGCCCGGCGGCUUUGCCGGACUUGGGGGAUAAGCAAUGCGGGCAGUCUGGUUCUGGGCAGAGUAACUUACGCGUUUUUCGAUUUUCUCAUAUGGGGUUCUGGUUUCUUGUGGGGACAGCUUAAGAUUAUAUGAGGAAGGACUGUCGGAAAGAAGGGGGUGAGCGCAUAUUUCCGUCUCAGGGAAGACGCCUAAAGAAAGCGGCUAGGGGCGUCUCUUUCGGACCGGAGAGCCAGACUUUGCGGCCGGUUCGAACGGAGGGAAUGGGUCCAAGCGGGUCGAAUUAUUUGCUCGAGGGUUUCAUCUGAG